AUGCCUCUUCCCAAAUAUACCUAUACGGGCCCAAUCGACCACACCGUGGUGCCCGAUCUAGCCAAUGCCAAAGGCAAAUCCAUCAUUAUUACCGGAGGCGCAAAUGGAAUGGGAGAGAUCAUGGUUCGCGCCUUCGUUGAGGCCGGCGCGUUCGUCACUUUUGGCGACCUCCACCCCCGAGGAGAAGAUCUCGCUAAGGAGCUGAAUGCGAAUGGUGAAACCGCCGCGUUUGUCAAGUGUGACAUUACAGACUGGGACCAAUUGAUUACACUAUUCGAGACGGCGAAGACCAAGAGUCCGCAUAACAGCGUUGAUGUUGUCAUUGCAAAUGCGGGAAUCUCGCGUGCAUCGGGUGACAGUUUGUGGAACCUCGAUGACCCCAAUGGAGCUCCCACCAAGCCCAAUCUCAAUAUCGUCCGUGUCAACAUGGACGGGACAUUCUAUACUUGGAAACUUGCAGUUCAUUAUUUCAGAAAACAGGCAGAUACCCCGGACCGAGACCGAUGCUUCAUCAUGACCGGAAGCAUGGUCGCAUACAUUGAUUCACCGGGAAACUGGGAAUACACAGCCACCAAGUACGGCCUACGCGGCUUCAUGAAGACCGUGCGUCGAAGCAGCUGGGAACAAGGAAUCCGAAUCAACUAUGUCGCGCCAUGCUGGAUCAAGAGUGCUAUCCGGACCAAGGAGUACGAAGCUUGGCUAAUUGAGCGCGGUGUUGAGUUUGGCGAACAGGCCGAUUGCGCCGGUGCAAUGAUGCGCAUCGCCUGUGAUAAGUCCAUCAAUGGACGCUCACUCAUGAUUACGCCGAGGAGCAUAGCCAAGGAAGGAUUCAUGGACGUAGACAAGGAAGACUAUUCCGACCCCAAGGACGCGUACUUCGCGAAGAAGCAAGCAUCCCAAUUAGUCAUCAUCGAAGAUAAAUGGCUGGAUGAUUAUAAAAGACAGGGUCAAGGACGACCAGUUGCAUAUACAUAUAAAGCGGGCGUAAUCGAGAUAUCAGCACCCAACAAGUUAUACAAGAUAUAUCUGCACAUCAUGACACUUCCUGCAAGCAUUGACAUCCCGUCGUCCAUGUACGCAUGGAGGAAGCACAAGGGGAACCCCGAGCCUUCUGCCAUAGCGACCAUUCACUUCUCACAAGUGAAAAGCAGCGUCCAUGGUUCCAAGAAAAAUACACACUGGUAUGCUGAUUAUGUCUGGCUCCUCCUGACCUGGAAAUCCGAUAGGCUGACCAGGUGUCCUCGUUUCAAGGGCCAUGAAGGAUGCGGUGAGAUUGUGCAGAUAGGGGAGGAAGUGAAAGACGCGGGUUUCAGCGUGGGAGAUCGAAUUGCGACUAUAGCUGUCCCUGGCUGUGGCUCAGAGGACUGCCCAGAGUGCUCACGGGAUCUCGCUCAGCUGUGCGAGCAAGCCCAUCACGCCGGUAUUGGCCAAGAUGGUUUCUAUGCACCAUAUGCCGCACUAGACCUUCGUGCAGUAGUCCAUGUCCCGGAAGGAAUUCCGUCCUCCGUAGCUGCGGUGGCAACAGAUGCUGUCAAAACGAGUUAUCACGCCAUCGUGAGACGUGCAGAGGUCAAGUCUAACGAGACAGUCUUUCUGUUUGGCCUUGGAGGCCUCGGGUUUAAUGCGUUGCAAAUCGUUCUGCAUAUUGGGGCUCGAGUCAUCGUUUCUGAUAUCCGACAAGAACGGUUGGAGGAGGCUGCAAGGUUUGGUGUUCCUCGAGAAGAUCUAGUGCCAGCUGGAAAGUCAGUACAGGAUUUCGUGCGUGAGAAUGGAUUGCAGGGCAAGAUUGAUACCACGUUGGAUUUUGUGGGCACACACCAGACUUUCCAAGAUGCACAGAAUAUUGUUCGCAGAGGAGGAAAGCUUUUGUGUGUGGGUACUCUGGAUGAGGAGAACACAAUCGACAUGAAGAUUGGCAUUCAGAAGAGACUGAGCAUUAUCUUCACAUAUGGCGGGCAGUGGAGAGAUCUGAAGGAAGUGCUUGAUUUGAUUUCGAAGGGGAUAAUUCAGCCACAGGUUGAGACUGCUGCCUUGAAGGAAUUUCCCCAGGUUUUGAAGGGUGUUUGUGACGGAAAGGUCAAAGCCCGGGUUGCCUUGUUGCAUGAGUAG
Molecule: messenger RNA, 2109 nt
Organism: Penicillium concentricum
Lineage: Eukaryota; Fungi; Ascomycota; Eurotiomycetes; Eurotiales; Aspergillaceae
Product: Short-chain dehydrogenase/reductase SDR
Exons: 10
Coding region: 1-2109 (702 amino acids)
Molecular function (GO): zinc ion binding; oxidoreductase activity
Source: RefSeq, a predicted model, not a curated record